AUGUCGCCUGGAGUACUCGAUUAUGCCCAAUUCAGUAGGGCCUGUCGAGAAGGUGAUAUGUCUACUGUCGAGUCCAUCGUUACCUCUCAAUCUCGCACGCCAGCCUUCCUCCACGAAGGUCUUUUCAACGCCUUGGGUAGCGGUAAUGUUGAUGUUGCGCGCUAUCUACUUGAUUCUGGAGCACCAAUCACAAAAAUAACUCCAUCGUGGGCUUUGGCCGCUCCACAGGGCCAGCAAAAACCCUUAUUCGAAUUGUUUCUGCAGCACGGCUGGAGCGUGAACACGCUUGGCUUCUGCGGAGCUGUCCUACUACCAUCCGUUAUCCGCACCGGCAACGAUGCUCUUCUUGACUGGUUUCUUGAGAAUGGUGCAGAUCCGAAUCUUGGCAAACAACAGGACAAUCGCGACCGUUUUGGCGGACCUGAAACGAAUUCAUGCGAGGCACUCGAGACUGCAGCAGAGAUAGGCACCGUCGAAACGAUGCAGAAGCUCCUCAACGCUAGUGCUAAAAUUGACAACGGAGCACCAUUGUAUCAUACAGCGGGCGCCUGUCUGCCAGGAUCAAAUCCUCACGCCGGACUUAUAACACCAAGCAAAGAAUUUGACGAGGCGAGGAUUUCUGUCAUGGAAUUGCUGGUGAAGAACGGUGCGCAGGUGAACGAUAAGUUAAUCUCACGCCAUAUGACGGCGCAGUAUCCAAUUGUCAAUGCUGUCAUGGCGGGCGCUAUUGAAAGAGUGAAAUGGCUGUUGAGUGAAGGCGCAGAUCCAGAUAUGAAGGGACAGUUUGGCAGUGCUCGCGAUUAUGCUAGAAAGGUUUCUAGUGAUGACAUGAAGCGCGUGGUACAGGUGCUUUGA
This is a messenger RNA of Fusarium oxysporum Fo47, 855 nucleotides long. RefSeq names its product ankyrin repeat-containing domain protein. The transcript has 2 exons. The coding region runs from base 1 to 855 and encodes 284 amino acids. NCBI's taxonomy places the organism in Eukaryota, Fungi, Ascomycota, Sordariomycetes, Hypocreales, Nectriaceae. Gene Ontology annotation, molecular function: protein binding. The record is from RefSeq and is a predicted model, not a curated record.